Molecule: messenger RNA, 801 nt
Organism: Cuscuta europaea
Lineage: Eukaryota; Viridiplantae; Streptophyta; Magnoliopsida; Solanales; Convolvulaceae
Source: the annotation of a GenBank genome assembly
CUCAGGGCAACGGGCAGGUCGAGAACGCCAACAGAACAAUAAUGGAGGGGCUGAAGAAGAACCUCCAGGCCGCCGGAGGUAGUUGGGUCGACGAGCUCCCCAACAUCCUGUGGUGCUACAGAACCACGCCGAGGAGGGCGACAGGCGAAACACCUUUCGCCCUAUGCUACGGCUUUGAGGCGAAGGCGCCCACGGAGGUAGCCAUCCCCAGCCGGCGAGUGGAGCAAUAUGAGCCUGACACCAACGAAGAGAACAUGAAGAUUGACCUACACCUGGUUGAUGAGAGGCGUGAGCAAGCUUACGUCCGAGCAGAGAACUACCGGCGUCAAGUGAAAUCAUACUAUGACGCCAAGGUACGUUCCCGGGAAUUUCAGGUGGAGGACUACGUCCUCCGCCGAAGGGAAGCAAGCCAGCCGACAGAGGGUGGCAAGCUAGCAUUGAAGUACGAAGGGCCCUACAUCGUCAGUGCCGUGGUCAAACCCGGCACCUACAAACUUAAACGACCGAAUGGGUCCAAUGUACCACGAACAUGGAAUGUACAUCAUCUGGUGAAGUUUUAUCAGUAAUCCGAAGGAGGUGUAGACGGCGAAGCCCUCACCCCUUAACGGGUUACUGAUUGAACGCCACCCUCGGCCUCGAGUCACUUAUGAAUAAAAUCAUGUUCUGAUUUUUUCUCUGGAAUUUAAAGUAAAAACAUUAGCAGGUGCCCUCGUCGGCCACCUUAGAGCGAAAGGCUCAGGUCUGGCCGACAUGGCCCCUUGCAUUUGCAGCCUACGAGCGACAAGCUCAGGCACUCCAUUG